This is a messenger RNA of Klebsormidium nitens, 1710 nucleotides long. NCBI's taxonomy places the organism in Eukaryota, Viridiplantae, Streptophyta, Klebsormidiophyceae, Klebsormidiales, Klebsormidiaceae. The record is from the annotation of a GenBank genome assembly.
CACAGCUCCCGGCUUCAGCCUCAGGCUCAUGAGGAUAGCAAUGUUCAGCUGACACAGUCGAUCGAAGCAGAAGCAAGGACCAGGCCUCGACAGGGCGAGCAGGUGGCAAUUGGUGAGAGAGGUGGCGCGCGGGAGGGCGGCUGCUUCCCUGGACGAUCAGUCUGCGGGGUGUUGUGGGGAAGGGCCCGCUUGGCGGUGAGAGCGGGGGCCAGCAUGGCGGUGGAGUCGUCGGCCGCGGGGGACCAGGAGCUGGUGACCAAGACGCUGCAGAUCGAGCACAAGCUGUUCUACCUGGACCUCAAGGAGAACCCGCGCGGGCGCUACCUCAAGAUCUCGGAGAAGACCUCCGGGGCGCGGUCCACCAUCAUUGUGCCCAUCGCGGGGGUCGUGUGGUUUGUGGAUUUGUUCAAUUACUAUGCCAACGGCGAUGACAACGACCUCUCCAGCAAGGAGCUGCAGCUGGACACCAAGGUGUUUUACUUUGACGUGGGCGAGAACCCGCGCGGGCGCUUCCUCAAGGUGUCGGAGGCCUCGGUGACCCGCAGCCGCAGCACCAUCAUUGUGCCGGCAGGGGCGAGCGGGGAGGAGGGCUGGGCCAGCUUCCGGAACGCGCUGGUGGAGGUGCACGAGGCCAGUCAAGCGCUGCCGCCACCCGCCGGGGGGCAGCCCCUGGGCCAGGACGUGGCCCCCUCGUUUGCCCCGGCCUCCCCGGCUGGCCCCCCUGCCCCUGCCAGCUCGGCAGCGGCGCCGGUGCAGGCGGGCGAUGGCGCGGCAGAUGGCGGCCUGAAUGCGGCGCGGGUGGUGCGCGCCGAGCAGAAAAAGUUCUUCUUUGACCUUGGCAGCAACGCGCGCGGCCAGUUCCUGCGCAUCUCCGAGGUGACGGGGGCGGACCGGUCAGCCAUCAUUCUGCCCGCGUCCAGCCUGGAGCAGUUCCACGAGACGCUGGGCCAGUUCGUGGAGAUGGUCAAGAGCGCCGGCAUCUCGUCAGGGGCCAGUGUCGCAAACGUGCGCACCAUCGCCCCCCCUCGGAAACGGGCGGACGGAGGGACUGCCUAGCGGCAGGCGGCCCGGUGUGGGCAGGAUGGGGGGCGGGCAUGGAGAGGCAGGUGUUCGCAAGGGUGGGGGCGGAGGCAGUGGCCCCGGGGAUCCAAUGUGGGGUGCUGAGUGCGGCGAGGGAGUGACGUGUGGGACUAGGGUCCAGGCUAGGUGUGACAAGUAGGGUUUGAGGUUGGAUAUGGUUUGGUGAGAGGUCGGGGGUGUUUGGUUUAUUUCAAGUGGUGUGUUUGCACGGAACGCCUGAUGAUGGCAACCUUGGAAAGGGCGGACGUUUAUGCCCAGGGGCGCAAUCAAUAGGUGUAUUGGUGUAGGUCGUGCUGGGGCCGACAAGCAGCAUCUGCCCAGUUUUGGCCAAAGGUGGAGCAAGCGAAAACCUGGAUGAGCAUAGGCGUGUGCGUUUGGUAUUCCCACAUCAAAUAAAGUGUAGCAAUCGUCUGUAAGAAGCGAAGUUGCUGCAACCCAAUACCGUAGUAGGUACACGCAGAAUCCCAAUAUCGUACAGUUUGAAGAGGCAUCCUUCAAUGCGAUUUAGGGGAAGUUUUGAGGAUUGAAGUGACGCCCAGUCAAGGUGUGUGCAAACGUCGUCUUCGACCCUCCUUCGACAAUGGCAUUUCGUUUUUUCGAGCUCAAUUCUUCUGGACUUCUUUGCAUGCA